Messenger RNA from Oncorhynchus masou masou (cherry salmon), 5973 nucleotides. RefSeq names its product DENN domain-containing protein 5B-like. The record is from RefSeq and is a predicted model, not a curated record. Lineage: Eukaryota; Metazoa; Chordata; Actinopteri; Salmoniformes; Salmonidae. Gene Ontology annotation, molecular function: guanyl-nucleotide exchange factor activity; small GTPase binding.
CACAAUCAAAAACAGGCUGACACUAGGCUGCCGACCGUGGACGGAGAACAGAAGAGCACAUUUCAUCCCAAAUAUAAUACGAGGAGUUCGUUUGAAACGUCUCACCUGCGUAGGCUACACUAUGGAGAUCCAGAGUGUGGAAUAGAGACGGACGGAGUAGCCUAACACAUCUAAACCGAUGAUGAGCGGGGUUACCUCUGCCACAGGCUCGGCUUCGUGCCGUUUCGCCCAGCACUUCGUGGUGUGUGGAUUGGAUACGGAGACUGGUCUAGAACCCGAAGAAUUAGCUGGUGAGAGCUUUGAGCAGAGCCCCAUCCGGAGGACCUUCAGGUCCAAGGUUCUGGCCCACUACCCUGAGAGCACAGACAGGAGUCCCUUCAACAGAGAUGCAGUCAACAUGCUCUGCAUGCCACGAGGCUUGUCAUUCCGUAGUCAGACGGACAGCCGCGACUCCCGCUUCCACUCCUUCACGGUCGCUCGGGAUGACGGCACACACUCCUACGGCUUUGUGCACAUGUACUACGAGGAGGUGACGAGCGCCCAGAUCACCGCGGCGAUGCAGACCCUCCAUCAGAUGCACCACGUCGAGCAUCACUCCACCUCUUCAUCUCGCUCUACCUCCUCCGCCUCCUCCCCCUCCACAUCCAGCAUGGACUCUCUGGGGAGCAGCCUGGACGAGUCGGAUGCUGCUUCCCUGGCAGAGCGUCCCCUGUUGGCUUGUUUGGGCUGCACAGUGGGUUCCUUCCAGCCGGCCCGGGACACCCUGUAUGUCUCCAAGGCCCUCUGCCUCCUGACGCCCCUCCCCUUCCUCCUCGCUGCCCGCCACUUCCUGUCCCAGCUGCACCAGGCGGUGACAUCGCAUGCAGCCCCGCCUCUGCCCCUAGAGAGCUACAUCCACAACAUCCUGUAUGAGGUGCCCGCGCCGCCGCCUGGUCGGUCGCUCCGGUUCCACGGGGUCCAGGGGCCCAUCGUGUGCCAGCAGCCCGGCCCAGAGGAGCUCCCGCUGGGGGACUACCCACUGGGAGAGGCCUUCUCUCUGCUGGGGGUGGAGAACCUGGUGAGACUGCUCACCUCUGUGCUGCUGGAGACCCAGAUCCUGCUUUACUCACAAGACUACCAGCGGUUGAUGACUGUGGCAGAGGGCAUCACCACUCUGCUGUUCCCGUUCCAGUGGCAGCAUAUCUACCUGCCCAUCCUGCCCGCUCCCCUGCACCACCUCCUGGAUGCACCAGUGCCCUUCCUCAUGGGUAUCCAGAGGAGGGACGGCGCCCAACGGUCCACUCUGGAGCUGUCCAAUGAGGCCAAUCUGUGCUUCGUGGACAUUGACAAUCACUGUGUGGAUCCACCUGAGGACCUGCCCCUCUUCCCAGACCAGCUGGAGCUCAUCCAGGAACUGAACGAGGUGCUGCUGCGCUUCGGCCUCCAGCCAUACGGGGGCUCUACAACCACCAAUCCCGCCCCUGCCGCUCCCCCCUGCCUCAGCAGCCUCGUCCUGGAGGACCUGAUGGAAGACCGGCGCAAUGGGAACCUGGGAGGGGAGGAGUUGGCCGUGCUGGAACGACUGCAGGCACUGGCCAGGAGGUGUGGGAGGGGGAUGGCGGGAGGGAAGACGCUGGGACGGGCGUUUGAGGAGGAAGAGGAGGAGCUGAAGGCAGCCAAGAUGAACGUGCAGCUGAGGGAGGUGUUCGCGGGGCGUUUCACCACCAUGUUCGGGAGGUACGAAGAGUUUGUGAUCCACAGCGCUCCCGAUCUGGAGUCCUGGCUGGGCAACCGUGAGGGAACGAGCAACUUUGAUAAGGGCUCUUUCCUGUCGGCGCAGCCCGCCACACACUUACACUUCCUGUCUCGGUUCCUGGAGACGGCCAUGUUUUCAUCGUUCGUAGACAGCAAGGUGUUGUCUCGCUGGGCAGAGCGGGAGCCACUGCAGCGUGUGUUCGACAGGCGCUUGGAGAGGGAGCGCCUCUACAACACGUUCGAGGACGAUCCUGGUAACCGGCACUACAGGAAGUGCACAGUGCUCCAUGAGUCAGUCCAGGCCAUGGAGCGCAGGCUGCUUAAGGCUGACCACACGGCCAUCCACCCCCACCUGUUGGACAUGAGGAUUGGCCAGGGCAGACACCAACAGGGCUCCUUCCCCAGGCUACAGGCUGAUGUAUUGGCACAGGGACACCACACCAACAAGUGGUCAAGUCGUUACAUCCCUAAGAGACCAGUGACCACUGAGACCACCUCAGGACUGGACAAUGACCAGAGAGAGAAGUUCUCUCCAGGGAGGAGGAUCCUAUGCCAGUCUAAGCUGCUUGACCCCUCCCCCUCAGCUGUCACUCAAACCCAGCGUGGGUUCGUGGAGGGGCUGCUGAGGGAGUGUCGUGUGAAGACCAGGCAUAUGCUGAUGGAAAGGAUGGGGAAGGAGAGUGUGGAGCUGGGGCAGGGCGAAGCCAAUAUUACAGGCCUGCAGGAGAACAGACUGAUCCACAGCCUCUGUGACCUGCUGGAGAGGACCUGGGGCCACGGGCUACAGCUCAAACAGGGGAGGUCAGCUCUGUGGUCCCACCUGCUCCACUACCAGGCAAACGAGGAGAAGAUGGAGUCACCUUCAAAUGCCGAAUGUCCAGUGUCCAAUGGGUCAGACAGCAGGAGGCUGGAGGAGGGGCUUCCACCGCCGAAGGGUUCCUUUAUACAGGAUAUGAGGUUUGUCCAGACCAUGAGUGGGGGUCUCUGUGAAGUGGGUCAAGCCCGGGCCUGGAUUCAUCUGGCCUUGGAGAAGAAACUGCUCUCACAACACCUCAAACUGCUGCUGGCCAACCAUGACCUGAUUAGGCAGCUGUAUAAACCUUAUGCAUUCCUGCUGUGUGAGGAGGAGAGGGAGCAGUUUCUGUUCCACCUGCUGUCGCUCAACACUGUAGACUACCUCUGCUUCACACGCAAAUUCACCUCCAUCAGCAUUCCGUACCGUGUUGUCAUAACGCCCAUGAAGAAGCUGAGCAUUGCCAUGACAAUGUCCAACCCCUGGGUGUGUGUUUCUGGUGAGCUGGGUGACUCUGGGGUCAGACAGAUUCCCAAGAACACACAGGAGAUCAUCUUCCAGUGUCAGAACCUGGGCAGACUGAGCACUCUGCAGUUGGGCCAGGAGAACUCUGGCCUGCUGGCUAAGUGUCUGGUGGACUGUGUGAUUGUGCACAAUGAGAUCACUGGACACACCUACAGGUUCCCAUGCGGCCGCUGGCUGGGGAGGGGUGUGGGCGACGGAAGCCUGGAGAGGGUGCUGAUUGGUCAGCUGGUGUCGCCCGGAGGAGAGGAGGAUUCUGGGAGGUGGACGGGGACUCCCCCAGAGCAGGGCUCGCCCCCACAGAGUGGACGCAUGGGGAGUCUGGGGUCUCUGAGCCGCAGCAACAGGCUCUCCUCUGCUCAGGUGCAGGAGGAUACGAGAGAGGCAGUGAACAACCUUGUCAAGCACUUUCACAAAGCAGAGCAGGAGAGGGGGAACCUGACUGCUCUGCUCUGUGGAGAGGGGGGGCUGGUGCGCUCCCUGGAACAGUUCCUCCUCCACGGCUUUAAGUUCUUGCGCCUAUUUCAAAGGAGUGUGUUCAUAUGGGACUUUGUGGAGAAAGUGGUGGUUUCCAUGGAGACUGCGGAUCAGAUGGGUGACUUGCGUGAAUCAACAGAACUAUGUGACUCGCUGUGUCACUAUGCCAACGCCAUCAACGCUUCACCACGGAACAUCGGAAAGGAGGGCAAGUUCCAACUGCUGGUCUGCCUGGGAGUCAGGGACCGGCUUCUGCCCCAGUGGCUCCACCUAUUGGCCGAGUGCCACCUGACGGCUGUUCAAUACGAGAAGUCAGCGCUGGUCCGGGAUCGUGCCGCCGUCCACACUCUCUCCCGUGUCCUCCACACCCUCCACGAGUUCCCCAUCGCCCUGGAGACCGCCCUGGUCAAGGGGGUGCACCUCUAACCCCACCGCCGCUGAGGACAUUGAAAUGGUGUUGUAACCCCUAUCCACAGACUGCGCAACGCACACAGGGUGGCUGGGCCUCAAUAGUGUCGUGACUGCCUCUCCAUGUGUCCUCUCCUUCAGUUACACACCAAUCAUGACAGGUGUAAGUAAGAAGUGUUACACAAGCCCAUCAUUGGGUCAUCACUUCAAUCAUGUCAGAUCUAGUGAGGGAGAGGACACGAGGACAGGAAGUCACUUUAGACAAUUGAGAUGCAGCCAGCAGAGCCUGCCUGGUCAGAACUGGACAGCUGAACUCUCACGACAAGAGAGGAAGUGACAAUGGGAGACCUUUUUGGGGUGCAAGUCUAUGAGGGGAUGAAACACCGAAGACAAGCCACUGACCUGGCAGCUUCUGCAGGCCUAUUGCCUCAUUCGCUGAUGCAUAUGUCAUAUCCAUUGAAGUCACACUGACCAUACAUACAUACAUACAUACAUACAUACAUACAUACAUACAUACACACAUACACACACACACACAUACACACAUACACACAUACACACAUACACACACAACUUUAAUUUUCAUCCCCUCGAGUUUUAUUAUUGGAAUGUGAUACAAGCGAAUUGACUGUUUGGAGUGUUUAUCCGAAUGGAUAAAUGUAUAUAAUAACUGUCGCCCUCACUUCUAAAAGGAAAGUUGCGCCCCUACGUACGUACAGGAAACGGUGUUGCGUUUCUUAUUUUCCUCAUUUACACUGUGAUCUGUCUCUUGGAGGGAGGCGGAGUGAUUCCCUUAACCAACCAGCUUUGAUGUCUCAGCUCACACUGUGAAGGGCAAGGGGGAAAAAAAGAGUUGUGAUGAACUUUGACUCCACCUACCUGUCCUGCCCAUACUUAACCCAAGUCGUACUGCUGUUAUGCUUGCCCUUGGCAUAUAAACCUGACAUGCAUGGCCAUAUCAGGGGUGUAUUCACUAUGAACCAAACAGCUCGAAACGAGGAGGGACUAAACGGAAUGCUCGUUAUCAUGUUUUGCAACAGUUCGCACUGGUGUGCCCUAAUGAAUACACUCAAUGUUUUUCCUUUCUCUCAGUGAUGCAGUCAGUCUCUAGAUACAGUUAUUCUGCUGCCCGAUUGUCUGCUGUAUUAUUAUGGUAUGGACAUUGAAUGGAUUAUUUCUAAUCUAAAAAAUAAUGGAGAUUAAAGAUAGUUACUCUGCUCAAACGGGUGUAGAUUUUUGUUCGCCCACACUUGAUAAUAACUUUCCUGAAUGAACCAUCAUAAAUGCUUUAUAAACUAUAAAUGUUAUAAAAUGCUUAAUGUAAUGCUUAAUAAUACUUUAUGAAUGCCUUUCAUGAAAGUUGAUGUAAAAACUAUCUUUAAAUUGUCUGUGCAGCAGUUGCCUGGUCAUGUACAUCAGAGGUUUUAUUUGACUGACUGAAGCCCAAGAACCACUACUCUUCUCAAUGUUCCCUGACUCGGCCCUGUUUCUGUAGGCCGGUCUGUUUAUCGAUCUAUAGACUUUUUGACUCCUCCUACAGGAUCAUUCAGGCUUUGCUGACAAAAAUAUAGAAAAUAUUGGUUUGAAAUAUUGAAAAUGGUCUUUUGGUCAAUUAAAAUGUUAGUUUUUUUUAUAUACUGUGACUAUUUGAACGAUGCUUUGUAAGAAGAUGUCCUUCAGUCAUACAAUGUUACCAUAGACUUUUCAGUUGGGAGGGGGUUCUCUCUAUCAUCUUGUCUAAGUUUCUGUUGACAGAAUUGCAUUUUGUUUUCUAAAUUGCUUAUUUAAUUGUAAUUGCUUGAUCAAAACAUUGAGGUUGUUCUUCAAACGAGCUUGAUAUUAUAUUGAUAUUACAUGUGGCUUUUUUGUUGAUAAGAUGGAAAUGUCAUCUGCACUAUUCUUGUCAAACCCGCUAUGAUGAUGGCUCUAGCUUAUUAUUUAUUUAUUAUUAUUAUUAUUUGAAAACUGAUAUUAGGCUAAGUACUAAUCUAAUAUUAAUGAAUUGUGUUAAAGAUUAAAGUCUCUGCUAAGAUAUAAAA